Molecule: messenger RNA, 2790 nt
Organism: Parastagonospora nodorum SN15
Lineage: Eukaryota; Fungi; Ascomycota; Dothideomycetes; Pleosporales; Phaeosphaeriaceae
Exons: 5
Coding region: 1-2790 (929 amino acids)
Biological process (GO): peptidyl-threonine phosphorylation; peptidyl-serine phosphorylation
Molecular function (GO): ATP binding; protein serine/threonine kinase activity
Source: RefSeq, a predicted model, not a curated record
AUGGUGGACAUAGACGGUCUUGUCACCGAAGAUGUCGAAAGGCGCUUCUUCCCUGAAGGCACUGCCGAAAAGGUCUUGACAUCCGAAGCUCUCACGCGACUGUUCACUACGAUUUCUUCUACUGAACACACAUCAAAUUUACGUCUUCAACCUUCGGAGCUAGCCAAAUUGGUAGAGAGUCGAAAGCUUCACGUCUUCUUGGCUAUUCUCAUUACCUCGAACUGUGACCUCGAUGGAUUUUCUGCCUUCACAACCAACCUGCUAGCACCAGAUCCAUGGAACAACCUGACUGGCGAGCUUCAGCUUCCGACUGAGGAUGGCAAUCGCUUGCAGGAUAUCUUAGAGGAUGAUGUGGCUGCUGACAACUUCUUGCAAAAGCAGCAUGAGUUCUUCGCGGCUGUUAUAGAAAAGAACAAGGAAAUCAAGGGUCGCUUUCGUCGCUUGCCAUACGUGAGGGAGAAGCUCAUAGGCCAAGGAUCUUUUGGAAAGAUAUAUGAUGUCUCUGCGAAAGUUUCAUCGACAUCAAUCACUGACUUCCUGCGCUUGCAGAUAUCCCCGCAUCACUUCAAGAGUGGGCCGAUGCUGAACGAGGGAGAAUACCGAAUCGCCCGGAAAGACUUUGAACUCAAUGCAGAGGAGAAGUCACACGAAAAGGAGCGCGAUGUCUUGCGCGACAUUGUCCGUAAUGCAAAAAGCCAUAACAACAUCAUGAAGAGCUUGGGAAGCCUGGAAAACGGCUCGAUCUACUCACUUUUCAUGCCUCUGGCCGCUUGCGACUUGAAACAGUACAUGCAGCGUAAUCCUGCUGCUCCGAGUCUGCCACAACAGAAGGCCAGCUUGGUGCAUUGUGCUGUCGGACUUGCCGGAGCUAUCGCUUACCUUCAUGAAGAACUGGAAUCGCCGAUGUAUGAAAAGCUCUCGUGCUUCCACAUGGACCUCAAGCCACAAAACAUACUGAUUGUCAUUGAUCCUGAAUCUCAGGAGCCCUCUUGGAAACUGUCGGAUUUCAACAUGUCACGCGUUAAAAUGAAACGGAAACCAUUCGUCGAUCAGUUGUCGCUGAGGAGAAGCUCAACUUUUAGCGACAACGUCUACGAGAUCAACAAGCUUUUCAAGCGUAGGAUUCCAGAUGUCGCAUCCGCAUCUUCGGCUGACUAUACUAUUGGUCGACGCGGUACCGGGACAUAUCUAGCGCCUGAAGCCUGUGUCGAUGGCCACCCUGUCCAGGCGGAGAGCGAUACUUGGUCAUUAGGGUGUGUGAUCAGUGUUGUCUUUUCAUAUCUUCACGGAGGUCAAGCAGCAGUGGAGGAGUACUCAGAGCUCCGCGGCAAGAAGGAUGGCGUCGAUCGAUUCUUUUCGUUCUCUGGCGGUAAUGGUCAGCACAAGCUGAGCGAUGUGCAUGUUAGCGAGGCGGUGAAGAACUGGCACAAGCAUCUCCGGAUGAAGACUCGCCAGGAGCGCCCGAACGAGAGUGAGGCAUUUGAAGCACUUCUCAGCUUUCUUGAUCGUCGCGUGCUAGUCAUUGAUCCAAAGGCCCGUCGUGAGACAACAGCCAACGACAUCCGAUCCAAACUUAUCGAAGCUUUUGAUGUCUUCCAUAACUUGGAAGAGCGUGGGCCUACGUCUCCAGUUUCACCAGGAAGCCGAUUCAAUGUCCCCAUCCUCAAGAGAUGGUCAAAGCGGCGACAAUCAGAGGCCGAAGCACAGUCGCAAGAUUGGAAGAUACCGCUCUCGACCGCUGUGAAAACAUGCGCGUUCGGACCUAACGCCGAACCGCUUGUUUGCAUGACGGACAUCACAUUGACAGUAUAUUCUUUAGAGCAUGUACUACUUCCGAAUGGAUCAUCCAGUUUCAAUAAAGACCUCAUUGUCUAUGGCGAGGUCAGUCCGCAAGAUAAACGGCGGCACUGGAUCCCCAACAUCGGCGUCUCGUCACGAUACAUUGUCGCAGCCACGGACUACAAGGAAUUCGAUUGCUACUUCUACCAGAUAACGCAACCAGGUAACCACAACAGCGAGGUGGAGCUUGUCGCUCACUGGGAGUUGAAGAUGCCGCGCAUACAAAAGCUUGCUAUAUCUCCCGAUGCUCGUUACGUUGCCUUUGUGCUCUUUGGCGGAUUUACACAGAAAGAGAAAUGCUCGUUAUACAUAACAAAACUGGACUUGCAUUAUGACGCGGAUCAGGAAAGCACAAGCCCAAACUCUCCUCUAGGUCGUCCUAUAGAUCUGCCCUGUGCAGCAGAAGACGUCUGCGAGCUCACGUUCUCCGACGUCAACGGACUCUACGUCGUCACAAAGCCUAAGCAGCAUGACGAAAUGACCGAGAACACCAUGCACGUCUAUGCAUGUAACUUGACGCAGGGCAAGGAUGAUAUCCUUCAAGGCUUGUACACCUGUUUCGCUCCCUACAAUCACGACAUGGCAUUCAUCGUCGUCUCUCAAGAGAAGAGGGUUGUAAUACGCGCAUGGGAAUUUGAACGGUAUACCCAGAGUAACGCGCGAGGCUUUCGGCUCCUGAAGAUCCUCAUGAACAAGGACGAUCACGAGACUCUGGCGUUCGGGACCCGGGAAGCACACAACGAACUCCAACUGCUCACAUUUCUUACUGCCGAGACCAGAGAUGAGCUCAAAAUCAAGUCCGGAAAAAAGCUCCCAGGCAUGACACAUCAAAGCAAAUUCGUACCGUGCAUCAACACCAGCUUGACAGGCACUCUCGCCCAGCGCCAUCUCCUGAUCGCAGUCAUGGAAGGAUUUGCAGUACGUAUCGUUCGUGUUGAUUUCGAUACCUGA